This is a messenger RNA of Bombyx mori (domestic silkworm), 513 nucleotides long. RefSeq names its product geminin (gene geminin). The coding region runs from base 1 to 513 and encodes 170 amino acids. Gene Ontology annotation, cellular component: nucleus. The transcript has 5 exons. NCBI's taxonomy places the organism in Eukaryota, Metazoa, Arthropoda, Insecta, Lepidoptera, Bombycidae. Gene Ontology annotation, biological process: negative regulation of DNA replication; negative regulation of cell cycle. The record is from RefSeq and is marked provisional.
AUGAGCUCGCAUGAACAACAGGAAUCCAUAAGAAUAACAAGACGAUCACUGAAGACAUUACAACAUUCAGCAAAUGAUAGGGAAAAUUUGGUGGGUAGACCAACGAAGGGACUGAAACAUCAACUUUCGCAAGAGAGCCCCGGGGAGUCUGUAGAGGUAAAACGAAAAAAUCUAUUGAGUAAAGAAACUCAGGCCAAUCUCGACACAAAGAUUUCUGAAGAUGAUCUAACAAAUCCUAAAGGAGCAUCAGAGAAAUAUUGGCAAAUAUUAGCUGAGAAAAGACAAUUGGCUUUACAAGAUGCUUUAGAUGAAAAUGAGAAACUACGAAAAACUAUUGAAGAACUGAAGGAGGAAAAUGCAUCAUUGAAACAGAUGCUGGAGGAGGCUAAUAGCUUUGUAGAAAUAAUCAAGGAGGAGCUUGCAGAUGAUAGCAACAAUGACACAGGUAUUGAUGUAAAUGAUGUCAGUACUGCAGAUGAAACAACAGAAGAGGAUACCACUAAAAAUGAUUAA